AUGAUUUCAGAGGUUCCCCAAUUCGUCCAAAUUGGUGGCUUUGUAAGUAUGACUCACCUUGACCUCUCUUACUCCAAUUUCAGUGGCCCAAUCCCUUCCGAGAUUUCCCACCUUUCCACCUUGGUUUCACUCAAUCUCUCCCAACUUGAUGGAAGACUAGAUACUCUUAGCUUGAACAGAAUUGUUCAAAACCUGACCAAUCUUAGGGAGCUUUAUUUGACCUCUGUUGAUAUGUCAUCAGUUCUACCUGAUUCCUUCAAGAAUUUGUCUUCUUCUCUGACAACUCUUGAACUUUCCCAAUGCAACUUGCAAGGAAAAUUCCCAGAAAGCAUUUUCCACCAACCAAAUCUUCAACUAUUAGAUUUAAGCAAUAACUAUAACCUCACAAUUUAUUUCCCCAAGUCUAACUGGAGCAGUCCCCUCGAGGUGUUGGAUCUCUCUCAUACUAGAAUUUCAGUAGAUUGGCGUCAUCUGGCAAGAAAUUUCAAGUUUUUGAGAUAUUUGUCUCUCAGCAGUUGCAAUUUUGUAGGAUCAUAUCUUGCAUUUCUUGGUAACCACACACAAAUCGAGCUAUUGGACCUCUCGUCUAACAGUUUUGGUGGCCAAAUCCCAUGGUCGUUCUUUUUAAACCUUGAGAGCCUCGUUGAGUUGGAUCUUAGUUCCAACAAUUAUGUCGGUCAGUUUCCAGAAGUUGAUAGCAACUCGACAGGGAUCGCUUCUUUGUAUGAUUUUUCAAAACAACAACUGGUGGGUCCUAUUCCUCGACACUUAGCCUUCCUCCAUUUAAAAUGGAACCAACUCAACGGAACAAUACCAUCUUGGUUAGGUAGUUUGCCAUCAUUGAAGAGCUUAAACCUCAUAAGUAACCAACUCAGCGGUAAUAUCAUUGAGUUCCAAUCUAGUUCUUUGCAAUACCUUUCUUUAAAAGAUAACAAGCUGCAUGGCCUCAUUCCGAGAUCAAUCUUUGAACUUGAGAACCUCACGGUCCUUGCACUAUCAUCCAACCAACUCAGCGUGCUUACUUUAGAUGAUAACAAGUUGGAUGGCCAGAUUCCAAGAUCAAUCUUUGAAUUUGAGAACCUUUCGGACCUUGAUCUAUCAUCCAAUAACUUGGGUGGAAAUUUGGAGUUCGAAAAGUUUUCAAAACUCCAAAGUCUUUGUCGGCUUAAUCUUUCCUUUAAUCAUCUAUCCAUGAGCUUCAACCAUUUGAGUAACAACACUUGGCCUCAACUUGAGUUACUAGAUUUGUCGUCUUGUAACAUAAGUGAGUUCCCAUACUUUCUAAGAGCCUCACAAAAUUUGGGUGUGUUAUACCUUUCCCACAACCGAAUCCAUGCCGACAUUCCCAAAUGGUUGUUGGAUUUUGGGAAAGAUUCAUUGAAUUAUUUGGAUCUUUCUCACAACUCUUUGACUGGCACUGUAGGACAACUUCGGUGGAAAAAUCUUAUGUAUCUUGACCUUCGCAACAAUUCUCUCUGUAGAGAGCUUCCAAUUCCAUCACCUUCCACAUUUUUCUUUUUCAUAUCAAACAACCAAUUGACUGGAGAGAGGCCUCCAACCAUUUGCAGCUUGAGUAAACUUAAAAUCCUUGAUUUGUCCAGUAAUAAAUUGAGUGGUAAAAUUCAUCCCUGCAUAGGGAACUUCAGUCAGAGCCUCUCUGUUUUGGAUUUACGGAAUAAUAAAUUUCAUGGUGUGAUUUGUAGAACAUUUUCUAAGGGAAACGUUUUGAGAAGUCUUAAUCUUCAUGGAAAUCAGUUGGAAGGGUUGUUGCCGCCAUCUUUACUCACAUGUAGAGAGUUGGAAGUUCUAGACCUUGGAAACAACAAAAUUCAAGAUACAUUCCCAAAUUGGCUAGAAUCUCUUCCGAAGUUGCAAGUUCUCAUCUUGAGGUCUAACAAAUUCCAUGGUGACAUAGGCAAUUCGAAGAUUAAGUUUCCAUUCCAAAGAUUGCGUAUCAUGGACCUCUCCUACAAUCGGUUUAGCGGUCUCUUGCCAACAAAAUAUUUUGAACAUUUGACAUCCAUGAUAAACUUGCAAGAACAUGGAUUGAAAUAUAUGGGAGAAGGCUACUAUCAGGAUACUGUGGUAGCGACAAUUAAAGGCAUCGAAUUGAAAAUGGAGAAGAUCCUGACGUUCUUCGCAACUAUUGAUUUCUCAAACAACAUUUUCAGAGGAGAGAUUUCAAGUGUAAUCAGUAAGCUUAAAUCAUUAAAGGGGCUUAACUUUUCUCAUAAUGAGCUUACAGGUAAAAUUCCACCAUCGUUUGGUGAAAUGAGCAAUCUUGAAUGGUUAGAUCUAUCUUCAAACAAACUUGUUGGUGAUAUUCCGGAGCAAUUGGCAAAUUUAACGUCACUAUCAAAGUUCAAUGUUUCAAAAAAUCAACUUGUGGGGCCCAUACCUCAUGGCAAGCAAUUUGAUACAUUUGAAAAUGAUUCAUAUAGAGAAAAUACAGGAUUGUGUGGAUUCCCACUUUCUAAAACAUGCAGUGCACAUCAAUCACCGCCAUCAUCAUUCCAACAAGAGGAUGAUUUGGAGCAUGGGAAUGUUUUUGAUUGGAAGGUAGUGUUGAUGGGGUAUGCAUCUGGUGUGGUAAUUGGAAUAUCUAUGGGAUAUCUUGUACUCUAA
Molecule: messenger RNA, 2625 nt
Organism: Prunus armeniaca (apricot)
Lineage: Eukaryota; Viridiplantae; Streptophyta; Magnoliopsida; Rosales; Rosaceae
Source: the annotation of a GenBank genome assembly